AUGAGCGCCCCUGUUUUCAACUUUGGGGCUGAGCCCCAGUUAAUGCCCAAAACACCAUCACAGAGGAGACGUCCCAAGAAAAGGCCGUCCUCCUGCCUGAAAGAUGAAAAUAAGGAGCCAAACAGGAGGAGGUUGUCCAGAAGGAGAAGCAGCAUCAAGCCAAGUUCCCAAAGGCGCCACAGCAAAGAGCAGCCCCAGAACCCCGGCUGUCAGGGGGAAGAGGUGCCUGUGCCCGGCGGUGCGGCGGGGCCUCGGGACAGGGUUAAAACUGAGCUCCCCGCGCUGGCUGGGAAACGGCCCGCGGAGGCCCAGGGUCCGGUGGCAGAGGCGGGUUGUCAGGACUGCCCGCGGGGCGCCGAGAGCCGUGGCCCAGCCCGCCAGGCUGUCACGGGGGGGCAGCUGCCCGAGGGGGACGCAGCCACUGAGCGGCACGAUGCCUCUUCUGUCACCGAGAUCCCCGCUGGCCAGGCGGCAAGGGAGGGGAAGGAGGCCCCCAAAAGAAGAGCAAGCACCUCCACUCCCAAGGCUGCUAGAAAUGGAGAUCGAUCUCCUCAAGGCCUCGAAAAGGGGCUUUUCCAGGACUCUGACAGCAAAACAACUACAGCGAGAUCCAAAACGCGCCGUUGCUCUGGGCGCGUUGUGGGUGGCCCCCACAAGAGCCGUAGGGCCUCCUUGGCAGAAAAAUAUUCACUGGCCAGCAAAAGAGAGAGCAUGAUCCGGCGGUCUAUCAGCAGGGCCAUUUCGAAGAAGGCGGCGGCGGCGCGAGAAUCGUCCUCUGCCUCCAGCAGAGUGAGCUGUCAAAGCUCCUUGGAGGUUUUUGUGGAAGAAGAUGUGACCAGCAGCAUGAGACCUGGACUGGAACUGAAUCCCCCAAGUGAAAAGAGUCCUGAAGAUGUCCUCGUUUCAAGCAAAAGUAUGCAAGCUGCCAGCCCUCCUGCCCAGCGCUUUUCUCCUCCUGAGCAGCAGGCAGGGAACAAUGAAGGAAGCUGUGUAAAUCCAAACAGCGAACGCCAGAACAAGAACCAGGAACAGCCCCACUGUGCCAAGUCCCAGGAGAAUCCCUCACGCAUCUGGACGAGAAGCUAUAAACAAGCAAUGGGGGUUAUAUGGAAUGGGCAGCAGCCAGGGGGUCACACCCUUUCCCCUUUGGGUGACAAGCACAAGAGUUCAGCAAACCAGACUCCACCUUCCUCCUCUCCGGCUAGCAAGGUUGUUAGACCAUUGAAAAACUUCCUGCAGGCUGUGCAGCGAAACCAGCUGCUCGCGAGCCCGGGGCCCACAGGACGCGGGGGUGUCAUAAAGAACUUCAUCAAACGCAAUACUCCCACCCGACCUGAUCUUAAGGAGAAGGAGCGGCAGAGACUGGAGAGCCUCAGGAAGAAGCAGGAGGCUGAGGAACAGAGGAGAAAGAAAGUGGAGGAGGAAAAGAGACGGCGGCAGGCAGAAAUGAAGCAGAAGAGGGAAGAGCGCCUGGGAAGGAGGAAGGCACUGCAGGCUCGGGAGCGGGUGGAACAAAUGGAAGAAGAGAAGAAAAAGCGGAUGGAGCAGAGGAUUUUACAGAAUGAUGAGAAGGUGCGCCUCUCGCAAGUGCGGGAAGAGAAAGUGGCAGAGGAGCGGAGCAAGAAAAAACUGUCGAAGAAGAAUGGGGAAGCUGAUGCAUGGAAGCAGAAAGCGCUGAGGGCGGAGGAAGAUGAAUUUGAGCAGCAAGAACCACUGCAGAAAAGGAGAGAGGAUGAAGUGAAAGAAAAAGGAAAGAAAGUCUUGGAACUGAAAAAUCUUAUAGAGCAGCAUCAGGUGGAACACGUGAAGGAGAGGUCCAUGACAUUCAGACUCCUGUUUGGGCUGUAUAAUUUUAAUGAAGGUCUAAAUUCUUCAUAUGUUGCCAGCAACCGGGCUGGAGAGGAAGAUGGUCUGCAGCAGCCUCAGCAGCAGCUGGGAGAGGUGAAAAAAACCAAGCAACCAGAAGCGUUGACUGCUGCCUCUGGCACAUGGCUGAGCGAAACCGUAAAGAAAUCUACCUCCACGUCCCACUUAGGGCCCCCAAAGGGCACAAAGGAAUCCAGAUCCCCAAAGGUAAACGAAAAUAACUACGGGAUGGAUCUGAACAGCGAUGACUCCACAGAUGAUGAGAAUGAACCUCGGAAGCCUGUCCCCGCCUGGGCUGAUGGCUCUCAGCUCAACCAAGCCAUUUUACACCAGUACUAUCACCCAGUGAAUGUCGACCAACUCUUUGGGCUAAUCCCAAGCCCUAAGCUGGAGGAUAUUUUUGGCAAGAGCAAGCCUCGAUACUUCAAGCGCACGAGCUCAGCAGUUUGGCAUUCCCCGCCUGAGACCAAAUCCGCCUGUGGCCCGUCUUGCAACUUCAAAAACUGA
Molecule: messenger RNA, 2373 nt
Organism: Nipponia nippon (crested ibis)
Lineage: Eukaryota; Metazoa; Chordata; Aves; Pelecaniformes; Threskiornithidae
Source: RefSeq, a predicted model, not a curated record